This is a messenger RNA of Nicotiana tabacum (common tobacco), 902 nucleotides long. The record is from RefSeq and is a predicted model, not a curated record. NCBI's taxonomy places the organism in Eukaryota, Viridiplantae, Streptophyta, Magnoliopsida, Solanales, Solanaceae.
UUUUACGAAAGAGAACUAUAGAUAAGCAACAAUGGGUUUUUCCUCCAAUCCAGCAUAUCUAAUUCCAGCCAAUUGGCAACAGAACGAUGGAAGUAGCAGCGCAAAUCUUCAGUUUCUAUCAACACAAUUAGAGCCUGCACCGCCACCACUACCACCACCUCCACCGCCAUCGCAACCUAUGUAGGUGCGGCAGGUUCCACCUGCCCUAGAUCCAUGCCCGAACAAGCCAGGUUAGCCAACAUACGAAUGCCCUUGGUCGCUUUAAAAUGCCCUCGUUGUGAAUCAACAAACACCAAAUUUUGUUAUUUCAACAACUAUAGCCUCUCACAGCCUCGGUACUUCUGCAAGACUUGCAAAAGACAUUGGACGAAAGAUGGUGUUCUGAGAAGCGUCCCUGAGGGUGGCCGUCGUCAUCGAAGGAAUAAACUAAGCAAUAGCAACAAUAACAAUAAUAAUAAUAAUAAUACCUCCAAGUCUCCAGCUUCUAGCGCUAAGAAUGAUGGCCUUAAAGCUACUACUAACAAUUCUGGUUCAUUCAACAGCAACAGAUUUUACGGUCUCGUGAAUCCUCAAAUCCCACCUCUACGUUUCAUGUCUCCUUUAGGCCAACUGACUGAUCAUUUUCAUUAUCACUAUACUCCAAGUGAUAAUAACAGUACUUUGAAUUACUCCGCAAUUUCUUCUUCAGCUCCAGUUGUGGAAACCAGUAUUGACAGUAUACAGCUCGAAAUGGAGGCACAACAAUUCCCUAAUUUAAUGGGCAGAUUGGAUCCGUCUAUGUCAUCUGGAAUUUACCCAUUUUAAGUUAUUUGCAGCUUGCUUUCUUUUACUGCCAGAAAACUUGUUUGGAUAAAGAGUAUUUUACUUAUUUAUACGCUUUUAUGUUAGACAAAAGGUCUAAU